Anastrepha ludens (Mexican fruit fly) is the source of this 1925-nucleotide messenger RNA. It is a transcript of the gene kraken, whose product is annotated as probable serine hydrolase. Lineage: Eukaryota; Metazoa; Arthropoda; Insecta; Diptera; Tephritidae. The record is from RefSeq and is a predicted model, not a curated record. Bases 157 to 1164 code for a protein of 335 amino acids. The transcript has 3 exons.
UUUGCGUCAAUACGAAAUUUUUUACCUUGGCAGUUUUUUAGAUUUUGCAAUAAACGUCAAUAAGCGUUGUGGUAGAGUGUGGAUUAUUGGAGAGCAGCUGCCGCCGUCGCAUCUAAAUUGCUUCAUACAUUCAAUUAAAUAUAAAAAAUUCCCGAAAUGAAUUCGGCCAACAACAGUGCAGCUUCAGUUAAAAUGAAUGGUACAAGCACGACGAAUGGAAUUGCAGAAGCGACAACAAAAACAAAUGGCAACGGCUGUUUUAGGGACGACGAUUCGUGGAAAGAAAUCUCCAUUGAUGUUCCUUGGGGUGUUGUAGCUGGCAAGUGGUGGGGCCCACUCAAUCGCCAGCCCAUCCUCGCUCUCCAUGGUUGGCAAGACAACGCCGGCACAUUCGACCGAUUAUGCCCGCUAUUGCCCGCGCACAUUCCAAUUCUUUGCAUUGAUCUGCCCGGUCAUGGCAAGUCUUCACACUACCCAAUGGGCAUGCAGUAUUUUAUCUUCUGGGAUGGCAUAUGUCUUAUUCGGCGUAUCGUGCGCCGCUACGGAUGGGAAAAUGUGACACUACUGGGCCACUCCUUGGGCGGCGCAUUGACAUUCAUGUAUGCCGCCAGUUAUCCAAACGAAGUGGAGAAACUCAUCAACAUCGACAUUGCUGGUCCCACAGUACGCAGUAUUGAACGCUCUGCAGAAACGACUGGCUGGGCUUUAGAUAAAUUAUUGGAUUAUGAAAACUUACCACAAGAUAAGAGGCCCUGCUAUAACUACGAAGAAAUGAUUAAAUUAGUUGUAGAUGCUUACGACGGUUCGGUGGAUGAGGACGCAGCUAAGGUAUUAAUGAGACGUGGCAUGGCACCGAUAGCGAUAGAAAAAGAGGAUGGCUUUAAUUUUGCACGUGAUUUGCGUUUGAAAGUCAGUUUGCUGGGCAUGUUCACAGGUGAACAAGUCUUGACUUACGCUAAGCGUAUACGCUGUAAAGUACUCAAUAUACGCGCUGAACCUGGCAUGACGUUCCAGAAUCCACAAAUCUACAUCGAUGUCAUUGAGACGCUAAGAAAGAACGCAGAAUUGGUGAUAUUUGAGAAAGUACCUGGUACGCACCACUUGCAUUUGGUCACGCCGGAGCGAGUGGCGCCCAUCAUCACUGAUUUUAUAUUGAAAUCGUAAAUCAGUUGGUGGGACAUUGUGGAGGCUUCAAUCUAAUACAUAUGUACAGUUAUAAUAUACACACAAACACACAUAUAUUUAUAAGAAAUGAAAAAAUAGUAAGUUCUUCAUACAAAUAAGACAUGUGCGAGGUUUAAAUCUAACUGACAGAAGCAUGGGAAAGAAUCAAGUAUUAAAUAUUUGUACUUCAAAAUGUGUAUAUAUGCACAAUACUUUUAACCAAGGAGCAUUCAUUAAAGGUGGUGGCAAAUGUUUUGUACGUUUGAUUGUCACGGCAAAGUAUUGGAGAAGUAGAAAACAAAGAAUGAAUUUGCCUUGUAUCAUUCGGUGCUGACAGCCACAUGGACACGGCGAAAGAAAAAAAAAGCAAGUCACCUGAUUUACCUAUACUACCUUUAAUAGAUUCACCUUCCUUUUAACCAAUUUCGGAAGAUUUCAAAUACAUUCUGAAAUGAAAUUUAGCUAGACAAUUUUUCCGCCAAGAACUGCAAAUCUACUUAAAUUUUUAAUAAAUAGGGGGCUUUAUAUGUAUGUGCAUACGUAAUUGAUACUAAUAUUAAAAAAAAAAUAAUUAGGUAAAAAAUUUGGGCAAUUGGUACUUCAAAUUUUCUUCUAUUAAAUUUGUAAAAUAAUAUAUGUACAAUAUAAAUAUUGGUUAUAUUACACAGUCAAAUAAGAUGCUGAACAAACAAACUAAAAAUGCCUACAAUGAGAUGCUGAAAUAAUUAAAAAUAAAUAAAUAAAAAGCAUCGCGAAAAUAA